GCCGCGGCCCGGCACCCCGGGACACCGUGAGGAGGUUAGGGCCCGGGUUUUGGUGCCGGCCGGGUUGCAUGUGGCGCAUGGAGGAAAAGUUCGAUGGUUACAUGUGGCGUAUGGAGGACAGUCGGCUUUGCAAGGUGGGCCGGCGAUCCUUUGACUUAUCCACCUGGCUACUUGACUCGCUGGGCCGCCUGCUUAUGGGCUGCCUGCGUCCGUGCGCCCGCGCGCCUGGCCAUGCCCCCCCCGCCCAUCCCGUGGCCCUUCCGGCCGCGCGACCGCCGCGAGGAAGUGAGG
Amoebophrya sp. A120 is the source of this 291-nucleotide messenger RNA. The record is from the annotation of a GenBank genome assembly. NCBI's taxonomy places the organism in Eukaryota, Dinophyceae, Syndiniales, Amoebophryaceae.